AUCUUUCCUCUCUUUCCAGCACAGACCAGGUGAAAGGUGUGCUGACACUGCAGGGAGACGCCCUGUGUCAAGCUGACGUGAAUCUGAAAAUGCCCCGAAACAAUCAGCUCCUGCACUUUGCAUUCCGGGAAGACAAGCAGUGGAAAUUGCAGCAGAUCCAGGAUGCCAGAAACCAUGUGAACCAAGCCAUUUACCUGCUUAUGAACAGAGAUGUGAACUACCAGUUCAAAUCAGGCUCCGAGGUGCUCAAGCUUAUGGAUGCUGUGAUGCUGCAGCUCUCCAGAGCCCGAAAUCGCCUGACCACUCCAGCCACUCUGACACUACCAGAAAUUGCCUCCAGUGGUCUCACAAAAAUGUUCACCCCUGUGCUGCCUCCAGACAUCCUUGUGAAUUUCUACAUUAACCUGAACAAGCUGUGCCUCACUGUCUACCAGCUCCACGUGCUGCAGCCCAGCACAACCAAGAAUUUCAAGCCUGCUGGAGGGUCCAUUUUGCACAACCCUGGGGCCAUGUUUGAGUUUGGCAACCAGCGAUACGAAGUCAGCCAUGUCCAUAAAGUGGAAUGUGUUGUCCCAUGGUUAAAUGAUGCCCUUGUCUUCUUCACAGUUUCACUGCAGCUUUGCCAGCAACUGAAGGACAAGAUCUCCGUUUUCUCCAGUUACUGGAACUACAGGCCAUAUUAAUUCUCUGUGGAAUGGUCCAAGCCCUUACAGUACUUGCAGUGUCUCUCUCUGUUUUCUCAUGCCAGCUGAGUCCAGGUCAGCCUGAGGAGUCCUGGGGUUCACUGGCAGGUGCCCUCCACAGGGCAGGGUCAGUGUACCCAGAGACACAGCUUUAGUAGCCUUGUCUGGGACUGUUGCACAAAGCAGGGCACCAAGCAGUGCUGGGUGGUUGGCAGGAGCUUCCACUUCUCCCUGUCCUCGUGUGCUUUGUGUGGCU
Molecule: messenger RNA, 939 nt
Organism: Acanthisitta chloris (rifleman)
Lineage: Eukaryota; Metazoa; Chordata; Aves; Passeriformes; Acanthisittidae
Gene: ROGDI
Product: rogdi homolog (Drosophila)
Exons: 8
Cellular component (GO): RAVE complex
Source: RefSeq, a predicted model, not a curated record